UGUGUUUAACAGAGAGAGAGCGAGAGAGACGGAGAGGGAGCCUGCCAGUAUGAACUGCUAUAGUACUCCCGAAAUGUUGGGGGGAAAUCAGUCCACGCUUUAACAAUUUAAUUUGACGUAGAUGAUUACUUAUGUAUCUCGAUAUAUUAUUGUCUUGCCCCUGUUUGAAUUGUACAAUGAGCAGUUUAUGCGGACUACCUAAUUUCCCUCCUUUAAAGUGGCGGACGACAAGCAGCCAAAGAAUGGAGAGCAAUUAAAGGAUUGAUUACAAAAUAUGGAGAGGAUGAUAGCUUUUUCUUUACGGCUCCUCGUGUGCGUGGAACUAAUGGAUAGAGCUGUCGGGUACCUGACUGUCACCAUCGAACCCAUACCCCCUGUCAUUGUGGGCGACACCGUGACCCUGAAGUGUAACUUCAAGACUGACGGCAGACUGAGAGAGAUCGUCUGGUUUCGGGUUACAGAUGGGGGCAGCAUGAAGCAGAAAAUCUUCACGUACGACGCCAUGUUCAACACCAAUUACUCACACAUGGAGGACUACAGAAGGCGCGAGGACCUCGUCUAUCAGUCAACGAUCAGGCUCCCAGAGGUCCGCAUCGCUGACAACAGGCCCUACGAGUGUCACGUGGGUGUCUACGACCGCUCGACACGGGAGAAAGUGGUCCUGGCUUCAGGGACCAUCUUUCUCACGGUCAUGGCGCCUCCUGUGUUUAUCUCAGUGGUGGAAGCUGACACUCCGGCCUCUUUCAGUCGCUACCAGGCACAGAACUUCACUCUGAAGUGCAUCGUAUCUGGAGGAAAACCCGCACCGACGGUAAGCCGAGAGUCAACAGGGACGGCAAACACCGCGGUGAGCCACGCCCAAGCCACGCGCGGCUCUGCACCGGCGUCACGCUGACCUCCCGGCACGCUUCGUCACCAGCCUCGCAGGCGUGUUCCAGCCGAGCCCUGAUUAAUGUAUAUCUCAAAAGGAAUAAUGUCCCUGAUCUUCUGGAUCACGAGCCGGGAGAAUUUUCUAAGCCCAAGAUAUAAAAGAAGGGAAGCUGCAGCUGUCGAAGCCUGGUGGUCCGCCAGUGCAGAUACAGCUGAAACGGCUGUGCUUAGCCGUCCUUAAAAAUGCCUGCGCUGAAGCAAGGCUUGUCACCGGAAACAUCUCACCUUCAAAUGUUUGCUACAUAACGUGUUAAAUUGAAGGGAAUGUGGGGAGUGUGGGGGGGGGGGUUAGGCUCAUUUGACAAUGACUGAUAACAAACACCAGCUACUCAGACACACCAAGAGAUUAUGGAUCGUCCAAAACAUCGCCAGGAGACACUAGAAUGAUCCUCAGCCACUCUGUCCCUUUGUUUACAUUUUGCGGUGAUACCUUUUAAUUUUGAAAAUGCCCCCUGAGCCAUAUUUUUCACCACUUUGUCACAGAAGUAACUGCUACAUCCACAUUAGUAAUUAUCCCAGCACUCGACUGGCCCUUAAUAAUGACGCAUCUGUGUGAUGCACAUAAAAGGGUAGUUUUGUAGUUAAACAUUGAAGCAAUUUCCAGUCUUGGAAAUUAAAGACUGGAAAGCCAACAAGCUGCCGUUGUUAGUGACUGGGGUCUUCACAGGAAAUUCAG
Molecule: messenger RNA, 1606 nt
Organism: Paramormyrops kingsleyae
Lineage: Eukaryota; Metazoa; Chordata; Actinopteri; Osteoglossiformes; Mormyridae
Source: RefSeq, a predicted model, not a curated record